AUGCUGUCGUGUACAUUCCUCGGAAUGUUGAUUGUGCAAUGUCUUGUCUGUGUGAUAGGUGCGUUGAUAUGGGGUGAAGUGAGCGACAGAUAUGGCCGAAAAUGGCCAUUUGCCAAUAUGCUUUUUGUAACAAUACUUUGCGGCUUGCUGUCCUUUACAGCAACCACUGAUUUUCCUUUGCUCUGUCUUGCCAUCACUGGUGUCGGUAUUGGCGUCGGUGGUCAUACCGCCGUGGAUUCUUGCAUGUUUUUAGAAUUCUGCCCUUCUAGUAUGCAUCAUCGAAUGAUGCUGUUGACUGUGUUUUUCUCAUUUGGAACCAUGUUUUCUGCUGCCGUCACCUUGUUGGUCGUUGUAAUGUUUCAGAAUUAUGAGUUUUUAUCGGUUUUCGAGCCUUGGAGAGUAAUUUUAGGUGUCGUAACUAUUGGAUCGUUGAUCAUUCAGGUGUGCCGACAUACCUUUAUUACACUUCAAGAAACUCCAAAGUUUCUUUUAGAAAAGGGGCAUAAAGAUAAACUAUAUCAAGUGCUGAACCAUCUUAUCAAGCAAAAUAACUCACUACAUGUGCCCAUUUCCUUGCAGGAUAUUGAUCAACUCAUCCUGACACGAGAAGAAUCCAAUCCUACUCAUUCUACUAUAGUGGGUAGUCACGCAUAUGUUUCCACUGAAUCAGACACCGAAAUCAUCGAGGAACAACAUUCAACUGUGGGAAUUCGACACAUUUCCAGACUCGAUUCCCCAUCCAUGUUUGAUACAUACCGUAUACGAACGACACUGCUUCUUGGAGCCAUUUGGAUCCUAAUUAGUUUAGGGUUUACCAUGUUCAAUGCGUUUAUACCUGCUUUUAUGGAGGGCAAACAUCCCGACUUGAACCAAAUGGUAUCUACUACUGAACCACUCAAAUCAGAAAUACAGAUCUAUAUCGAUUGUAUGGUGUACGCGAGUUCAUCCAUUCCAGCUGUAGUCAUUGCUUUAUAUCUAGUCUCGUCUCCUAUUUUUCAAAUGCGCGGAACACUAGCCAUGUCGUGUAUGGUAUCUGCAGGUGCCUUGUGUCUAUUUAUAUAUGUUCAAGGACACCAUGCAUCAGUGCUUUUAUCUAGCUCAUUGAUCAAUAUAGCAUCAGCUGUUGUCUAUGGUGUGCUGUACGCAUUUACCCCAGCUGUCUAUCCUACAAGUAUCCGCGCUAGAGUGACUGGUUUAUUUAAUGCUCUAGGAAGAAUUAUUGGAAUUAUUGCACCAGUGCUUUCGGGUGCGUUUCUGUCCAUGGAGUUUGAUAUUCCAAUAUAUGUGUGUGCAGCAGCAAUAUUCCUGGCGGCUCUAUGUGCCAUCUUGCUUCCUUUUGAAAAAGAUGCAACUGCCUGA
Messenger RNA from Batrachochytrium dendrobatidis JAM81, 1359 nucleotides. RefSeq lists its product as uncharacterized. The coding region runs from base 1 to 1359 and encodes 452 amino acids. Gene Ontology annotation, molecular function: transmembrane transporter activity. Gene Ontology annotation, biological process: transmembrane transport. The transcript has 4 exons. The record is from RefSeq and is a predicted model, not a curated record. Gene Ontology annotation, cellular component: membrane. Lineage: Eukaryota; Fungi; Chytridiomycota; Chytridiomycetes; Rhizophydiales.